AUGGUUUCUCAAGAAUUUACUGAUAAAGCUGAUGCGGUCCAAAAGUUGACCAAACGUCCUUCCGACGACGAAUUGUUGGACUUGUACGGAUUGUAUAAGCAAGCCACUGUUGGUGACAAUGAUACCGCUGAACCAAGUGUGUUCAACUUGAAGGGCAAGUACAAGUGGAAAGCAUGGGACCAAUUAAAGGGUACUUCCCAAGAAGAUGCCGAAAAGCAAUACAUCAAGUUUGCUGAUGAAUUAUUGGCAAAGUACCAAUAG
Molecule: messenger RNA, 261 nt
Organism: Debaryomyces hansenii CBS767
Lineage: Eukaryota; Fungi; Ascomycota; Pichiomycetes; Serinales; Debaryomycetaceae
Gene: ACB1
Product: long-chain fatty acid transporter
Exons: 2
Coding region: 1-261 (86 amino acids)
Biological process (GO): fatty acid metabolic process
Molecular function (GO): long-chain fatty acyl-CoA binding
Source: RefSeq, a predicted model, not a curated record